UCCAUUAAAUUGCUUGCUUACAAUUCGCUGAUACUUCCAAAACUAGAAUACGCUAGCCCUGUCUGGAGUCCUCAUCAGGCAUACCUUGUUGAUAGACUGGAGUCCGUUCAAAAUAAGGCAGCCCGAUUUAUUACCUCUGACUAUUCUCCAUUAACUAGCGUCACGUCACUACACUGUACAUACAGUGUUACAUCAAUGAAAAAUAGCAUUGGUUUACCCACACUAAUGACACGUAGAAGCAUUUUCCGCCUGAUCUUAGUUCAUAAGAUUUACCAAAAUAACCGUUUCAUGCGCCGUGAACUUCUAACGCCACCUACUUAUGUUUCAUCCCGCGUAAAUCACCAGUACAAAGUC
Molecule: messenger RNA, 354 nt
Organism: Ixodes scapularis (black-legged tick)
Lineage: Eukaryota; Metazoa; Arthropoda; Arachnida; Ixodida; Ixodidae
Exons: 2
Source: RefSeq, a predicted model, not a curated record